Molecule: messenger RNA, 826 nt
Organism: Drosophila busckii
Lineage: Eukaryota; Metazoa; Arthropoda; Insecta; Diptera; Drosophilidae
Product: r2d2
Exons: 1
Coding region: 70-741 (223 amino acids)
Source: RefSeq, a predicted model, not a curated record
AUGAAGCGACGCUAACUUCGUGUAUUUCCUUUACAAACGUUUGGGCAAACGCAACGAGUGAAAACUGAAAUGGUGAAGAAGUCGUCGAUUAACGCACUGCAGGAAUUCUGCGUCCAAACUGAAAGUGGUAAGCCGUUGUACGAUUCCAAGGAAUCUGGAGAGGUUGGACAUGUAUGCAAAGUAACGCACAUGGAUUUGGAAGCUUUCGGCAAUGGACGCACCCAGCUCGCUGCCAGUCACGGCUAUGAAAAUGCCAGCCGCAUGGGCGAUAUGUUGACUGAGCUGCGUGACUAUUGUUUGUUUCACGAUAUGCCAUUGCCCACUGUUGAGAUAGUGCAGCAAAGCGGCGCAGAGUACUCGAUUAAGCGCUUCGGCAAGUCGAACAGCAAGAAGGACACAGGCCAGCGUGCUGCCAUUAAAACUCUUUAUAUUAUAUACGAGGGCGCGCCGCCAAUCGUUGAUGCUGAGGUGCUACCGCCGCCGCCGCCGGCCGCAAACUUGUUCAAAACAUUUCGCCACCAUAAUGCUGCUGGUGCUGGCCUUAAGCAGUGGCUCUGCGAUCUUUACAACUACUUCAAUAACUUAGACAGUGUGCUCUGGAAGGCAGAGGCUGUAUUUGCUGCACUGAAGCUGAGACCAAGCGUUACUAUGCUGCAGUUCGGGUCCCCCGACAACCCCUUGAUCUCAACUGUGCGUUCUAUUGUGUCUUCCUGGGCUUGCAGUCUCAGAUUUUUGAUCUAAUCAACAAUUACUUCAAAUACAUACAUAUAACACUAUAAAAAAAAAACAUUUGAAUUUAUCCAAAUAAAUUUAUACUUAACCAAUA